AUGUCGGCUUUAACUAAUAUUUCUAACCUACACAUGUCCCCUUUGGUCAUUCCAUUCUUCGUUCUCAUUCUUAUCCUGGGUAUCGGUUUAACGUAUGUUGUUAUUCUGGGCAUCUAUAAUGUAUUCUUCCAUCCUCUUCGACACUAUCCUGGGCCGCUUUUAAAUGCCUGCACAAGGUUGGCAUGGAGCUAUCAAGUAAUCUCCGGCAAAUCUCAAUUUAUUCUUAAUACAUUUCAUGACCAAUAUGGACCGGUUGUACGAAUUGGUCCAAACGAAUUGUCCUACAUCGAUUCCAGGGUAUGGAAGGACGUUUAUCAGUCGCGCUCUGGGCAUGCUCAAAUGCAAAAGGAUCCUCUACACUAUCAAAAGCAUGACCGCACACCUAGUCUCCACGUUUCCAGCGAUGCGGACCACACACGAAUGCGACGCCUUAUCGCUCAUGCUUUCUCCGAAAAGGCAUUAAGAGAACAAGAGUCAAUCAUGCAACAAUACAGCAAUUUGCUUAUGAGCCGGCUUCAGGAAGUCACUAAGCAUGGUAAUGCAAUCAACAUUAAACAAUGGUUUCACUGGACUCUAUUCGACUUGUUCGGAGAUUUAUGUUUCAACCAAUCUUUCGGCUGUGUGGAAAGUGGCAAGAGCCAUCCUUGGGUCGAUAUCAUUGGACAGUCCAUUAAUGCCUUCUACUAUAUCGGUUUGGCCCGACGUAUUCCAGGACUCUAUCCAUUAAUCAUGAAAUUAUUAAUGCCAAAAAAGAGAGUCGAGCAGGCCGAAUGGCACUCCCAAUUCAGCAUCGAAAUGGCCGACAGGCGCAUGGCAAUGGUAACUGAUCGACCAGAUUUCAUGUCUUUCAUUCUCAAGCACAAUGAGACCGAUAAGGCAUUAACAGUUCCCGAGAUACGUUCCAAUUGCAAUGUCCUAGUUCCCGGUGGUAGUGAAACAACUAGUACCUUCUUGACCGGCACUACAUGGCACCUAUGUAAGAACCCAUCGGUUUAUAAGGUCCUUGUCGAAGAGAUCCGUUCAACUUUUGAGAAUGUGGAAGACAUCACUAUAAUGAAAUGUGCUUCUAUGCAGUACUUGAACGCCGUGAUUGAAGAAGGCCUUCGAAUCUACCCUCCUGUCCCAUCAAACAUGCCAAGGGUCCUCCCCAAUGAAGGAGCUUUAGUAGCUGGACAAUGGGUUCCUGGUGGAACCUCGGUGUGUGUAGCACCAUAUCCUAUGUUUGUUAAUUCUCGUAAUUUUAAGGACUCUACUUCAUUCGUUCCUGAACGUUGGCUUGGAGGUCCAAAGUAUGCAAAUGACGACAGGUUCGCCCUACAGCCAUUCUCGUACGGUCCGAGAAACUGUAUAGGGAAAAACCUCGCGUACAGCGAAAUGCGCCUUGUCCUCUGCAAACUCUUGUGGAAUUUUGACAUUGAGGUGAUGCCUGAAAGCGAUAAAUGGUUUCCUCAUGACAUGGUGGUGGUCUGGAAUAGCCCGGAUCUCGUGGUUAAGUUACACCCAGUCGCGCGAGAACACAGACAGUCUAGCUCGACUGUAAUUUCUCCCGAAGAUACUUUAGCUUAA
Molecule: messenger RNA, 1566 nt
Organism: Talaromyces proteolyticus
Lineage: Eukaryota; Fungi; Ascomycota; Eurotiomycetes; Eurotiales; Trichocomaceae
Product: cytochrome P450
Exons: 4
Coding region: 1-1566 (521 amino acids)
Molecular function (GO): iron ion binding; oxidoreductase activity, acting on paired donors, with incorporation or reduction of molecular oxygen; heme binding
Source: RefSeq, a predicted model, not a curated record